This is a messenger RNA of Centruroides sculpturatus (bark scorpion), 1650 nucleotides long. RefSeq lists its product as uncharacterized. The record is from RefSeq and is a predicted model, not a curated record. NCBI's taxonomy places the organism in Eukaryota, Metazoa, Arthropoda, Arachnida, Scorpiones, Buthidae. Bases 268 to 957 code for a protein of 229 amino acids. The transcript has a single exon.
CAUUCCUAAACCGUUAAGACAAUAAAAUUUACGAGGGGUUGCGGGGGAGGCGAGGAGAACGAGGGAGAGUCAAGCAAGGGGAGAAGUGAGAAAGGACAAAAAGACGUUACGAAGACGAGAAUAUCAUCAUUCUAUCAAAACGGUUAUGACGGUUACGAACACUGGAUUAUUGUCAUUUCUAUUUCUCUAUCUCAAUAAUUAUCACUACAAAUUUUGGGGGUUCGUCCGGGAUAUUGAGAAAUUCAUACGAGAACUUUUAGAAGUGCAAUGGAGUCCAGACAAGAUGGCGGAGUUAGUGACGCUGCGGUGAACGACAAAGAACUACGACUGACUGUUGUAACUAAGGACAAUACGAUGCCGGAUGUGAAACAUCUUAAGUGUGCUGAUCUGAAAAUCGAACUAGGACGACGAAAAUUGAAAACCACGGGUAGCAAGAGAGAGUUGGUGCAAAGAUUGGAGGCAGCACUUUUGAUUGAUAACGCCAGAGACAAUGACGUGCAAAGCGACAAUGAUACUGACGAAAGUGAGGACGAAGAUAGUAAUAUAAUGCGCUAUAAAAGUGAGUACGCUAAGCCAAUGUUUACCUUCAGAGAUGUUGAUGAAUCCCUUGAAACAUUCAGUGGUGACGACGGAAAGAAUGUUGUAAAAUGGAUCUCUAAUUUUGAAGACAUGGCAGAAAUGUGUAAUUGGAAUGGCAUGCAGAAAAUAAUUUACGCAAAACGACUACUCAGAGGUUCAGCAAGAAUGUACGUGAACUACGAACAAUGCACCAAAUCAUGGCAAGCAUUAAAAGAAGCCCUUUGCGCUGAAUUUGCUCCAAAACUGAACAGCAGGAAGAAUCAUAAGCAGCUGUCGAUGGAAGUAAAGAAUCAAAAUGAGACUUACCAGGAAUAUAUGUAUCAGAUGAUUGAAAUUUCGUCACAAAUUACGAUUGAGGACGAAUCGGUAAUACAAUAGAUCAUCGAUGGAAUUCAGGAUGAACAAGUAAGUAAGACAGUGCUGUAUGGUGCUACUACUUUUAAAGAAUUUCGACAAAAGCUGAGAAUCUAUGAAAACAUGAGAUCAAGUCAUAAGCCAAGUGCUAAAAUGACGGUGGGUUCUAAGAAGCUAGGGCGUGAGAUUAAGCCUAAUAAUUCCUAUGGAGAUGAAAAACGUUAUAACUGUGGCGGGAAAAACCACGUGAGUAAAAGUUGUCCAGAAAAAGACAAAGGAAUGAAAUGUUUUAGCUGUAAUAAUUUUGGUCAUAUUUCAUCUAAAUGCCCUCAAAAUGUCGAGAAAAGAAGUUGUGAAGUAAAGGGAAAAGAAGUUAAAAUAGGGGAAGCGGGCUUCACGGCACUUAUAGAUUCAGGAAGUGAUAUAAAUUUGAUGAGAGCCGAUGAUUACGUAAAGAUGGGCGCACCAAAAUUUACUGGAAAUUCAUUGGAAUUUCAUGGAGUAAGUGAGCGAAAGAGUUUUACACUUGGAAGUUUUUGGUCUGUAGUAAGUGUUGACAGAGACCAAUUUUCAGUCCCCAUACAUGUAGUUCCUAGUUCAUUCCUUGCUUAUCAGUUGUUGUUGUGAGCCGACUUUCUAAAACAAGUUCAUAUUACUUUAAAAGGAGGCUGUGUUGAGAAAAUUACCAAAGCAAAAGAUGCAGAAGUAUACGAUAUU